Messenger RNA from Boleophthalmus pectinirostris (great blue-spotted mudskipper), 1260 nucleotides. RefSeq names its product G protein-coupled receptor 151 (gene gpr151). NCBI's taxonomy places the organism in Eukaryota, Metazoa, Chordata, Actinopteri, Gobiiformes, Gobiidae. Gene Ontology annotation, cellular component: membrane. The coding region runs from base 1 to 1260 and encodes 419 amino acids. Gene Ontology annotation, biological process: G protein-coupled receptor signaling pathway. The record is from RefSeq and is a predicted model, not a curated record. The transcript has a single exon. Gene Ontology annotation, molecular function: G protein-coupled receptor activity.
AUGGAACCUACUUUGGACUAUAACACAACUACCAACACUUCUAUUGACAAGUGGUCUCUCAAUGGGCACCCUUCAAGUCAACCUCUCGACCAGGAGGAGCUGCGUGUCCUCGUCCCGUCCAUUUUGGGUGUCAUCUGUGCUUUAGGUGUGGCUUGCAACCUCACUGCUAUGUUCAUACUACUGUCCAAUGCUCACAAGGGCAAACUUUCUCUCAUCAACUCCCUCAUAUUCAACCUGAUGUUUGCAGAUGGGCUUGUUCUGCUGUUUUCUGUCCCAUUCAAAGCGGUGUCCUUCUCCAAAGCAAGCUGGACUCUUGGUUGGGUGGUGUGCAAAACAUCUGACUGGUUUCUCCACACAUGCAUGGCAGCCAAAAGCUUCACUGUUGCUGUUAUGGCUAAAGCGUGCUACCGCUACGUGUCCAAUCCGACCAAGCAAGUCAGUAUCCAUCUGGGUUCCAUUGUAGUGGUGCUUUUCUUCAUCUGGCUAUCCUCUUGUUGCAUCACCAUCCCACAAUGGCUAUUUGAAGUUCUCCAAAAGGGAAUCCAAGGGCUAAAUUGUGUUUUCAUUGUCCCACCUGAAGCCAGAGAAUUCAUGUCAGUCUAUGUCAAAGCAUACCCCCUAAGUGUCUACUGUGCACCUCUGAGUUUUGCGUUAAUGUAUUUUUGGAAAGCUUAUGGACAAUGCCAACGGCGUUCAAGCAAAACUCAAAAUCUCCGAACCCAGAUUAGAUCAAGGAAGCUGACAUUGAUGCUUUUUAGUCUGACCGUUGCUAUGGCGAUCUUAUGGCUUCCCCAAUGGGUGGUGUGGGUAUGGGAAAGACACCUCGCAGAAAAACAACUUGAAAAUCAUUUUUUCCCAUCCCCACCUUUGCUACUGAUUAUCUCAGCUCAACUACUCAGCUUCUCAAUGUCUCUAGUGAAUCCUCUUAUCGUGUUAUCCUUAUCGGAAGAAUUUAGGGAGGGCUAUAGGGGUCUGUGGAGACGCCUCACCCUAAGAAAGCAACCUCCCCCAAAAGCCAAACCGGGACCACACAACCCCACCUCCCUGAGAUCUCCAAGUCCAAGGCCAGAAGUGUCGGUUGAGUCGUCACGAGAGAGGAGUUUGAGUCAAAGCAUUUCUCAAGACCAGUUGGAGAAAAAGGGGAAAGAAGAAGAGGGGAUAGUGCUGCCAGAUGUGGAACAGUUUUGGCACGAGAGAGAAGGUGGGUCACAGACGGCAGAGAAUGAUCCAGUACCGUGGGAGCAUCAGGAUAAGAAGUGA